AUCUGACAUCCAUCUUGUUGAAAAAAUGAAAGCGAAAGAAGAAAUUUAUGUGGUGAAAUUUCAAUGAAUUACAAUUAAUGACAGGUCCAGGUACCAAAAAUUACAUUUUCCAACAUAAUACCAAGGAGCAGAAGAUAAAUGACAUAGCAACACAGAUAACUUGAAAGAAAUAAACAUGAAGAAAUCAUCAACUGAUACUUCUUCCGACUCCUACAAAAUGUUGUAUGGGACAUGUCCUGAUGAAGAGUGUAAAGCCAAACUUUAUUUCCCCUCUUACGACAAAAGCAUUGAGUGUACAAGCUGCGGUCAGAGACAUGAAAAAUCGGCAAUCAAAAACGUUGCUGAAGUCACAAAUCCAAAGGUUGCUUUUCAUAACAUUCUGAAAAACCUUCUGCUUGGAAAUGUGAAACCUAAGAAAGGUGCAGACAAUGUGAAAGUGCUAGGUCUUUCUAAUUACGUGUGUAAAAUUGUGUCCCCAAUCCUGACAAGAUACGGCAUGGAUAAGAACACAGGGGCAGCCAAAUUGCUGACAGAGCUUGGACAACCGGCGAUUCUGGACUGUGGAAAGAUUUUGGGGGACAGGGCUUUUCUCAUAGAGGAGGAGAAUCUAGACAUUAUCGGGUAUGGGAGGGACAGAACAGGAAGUGCCCAGUAUCUUGCCGACACUCUUAAUGUAAUUAAGGAGGCUAACAAUAACGAGAGUAGACUGGUUCCCAUACAUGCUGACGGAGACGGCCACUGCCUUGUGCAUGCUGUGUCAAGAGCUCUGGUUGGACGGGAACUUUUUUGGUAUGCUUUGAGAGUGAAUCUCAUGAACCAUUUUCAGUCCAAGCUGACCACAUAUAAGGAUCUUUUCUGUGAUUUUAUUGAUGUGGAUGAAUGGGAUGCUAUCAUAAAGGAGUGUGACCCCGAUUUUGUGCCUCAGGAUGGUGAGCCUUUGGGUCUGAGGAAUAUCCAUGUGUUUGGACUGGCUAAUGUUUUGAGAAGACCUAUUAUCCUGUUAGAUUCUAUCAGUGGAAUUCAGAGCUCAGGGGAUUAUUCUGGUGUGUUUUUGCCCGGCCUUUUGCCUCCAGAGGAGUGUAAGGGCAAGGAUGGUGUCCUGAACAAACCAUUGUGUAUUGCCUGGAGCAGCAUGGGGAGAAACCAUUAUAUACCACUGGUCGGAAUCAAAGGGAAGGAGCAGCCCCUUUUGCCCCGCUAUAUGAUACAGAGGGCCUGGGGCUUGCCCUCUGUUCAGAUUGAUAAGUACAUCGACUUCAACGAGAAAGGCCGCUGUGUCAUAGGUGGAAACAAGUGUCUUUCAGAUAAAUACAUUAGGAGUCUUGUAUCGGCCAUGGAAAAGGUUUACAUGGAUAAAUAUGGUGUCCACCCCCAGCUUGUGGCUGACACUCAUCAAUACCUGUACAGAACUCUAGGUAUGGUUGGAGUCAGAAUGGAAGAAGUCUUAAAAACAACCAGGGAAGCUAUCCAGAAAAAGGCCUUGUACCGGUGUCUGACUUGCGAGGCCAUUAUGGAAUAUCAGUUACACGACGAGUGGUUCAAGAAAGGAGGAAAUCUCUACAACCUAGCAGAACAGACUUAUGGGAAAUUAAGACCAGACAAGAAGUAUUCGUUUCCACAGCAAGGAGCCAUAUGUAGUUACGAUAAAGAUCAGGAUAAACUCAUACCAGAGCUCUCGAGAUGUAAACCAAGCACCUGUUCCUAUUGUCAAGGUGAAAACAUUCGACUUGUUAACGGGGAUGGUAGUAUUUGUUAUGAAAACGGUGACAGAACGAAUACCCCCGCUGCAUCCAGUCGUUGUAUGUGUGGAUUUAAACAUUACUGGGAUGGCAAGGAAUAUGACAACCUACCAGAAAUUUUUCCCAUCUCUAUGGACUGGAAUGGAGAAACUGUGACAGAGAAAGUAGUAUGGUUCCAGCACGAAUCUGAUGUCACUCUCAAUAGCAAUGUGUUUGAAGUAGCCCAAAAAUUAGUCCAGAAACAUUUCCCAGGAGAAUUUGGCAGUGAGCGUCUUGUUCAAAGAGUGGUGGAUACAAUAUUGCGUCACACUGCUCCCAAGGUCAAGGAUCGGGAGGGAGGAAGCUCAGCAGUUGUGUCCCCUUACCAAGACACGGAGUGGUCAGCAGAAGAGCCGUCCAAAAUCAUACUGACUGGACAAAAGCAAAAAACUCUACACAAAGAGGAAUUAACAGUAAGCCAAAAGGAGAAAAUGGUUAAAAAGCAGAUAGAAUCACAGGCUCCAAAACACCAGCAGAAGAAAACCAAGGAGGUGUCUGCCUCAGCAAGCAAGUCUAGUCCCUCUAAGCCAAAAAUGGAGCAUGCAUGCAGUAAGGAAUCAUCGCCCGUUCCCAUGGAAAUGGAGAAGCCACCUGGUCAAAAGAAAAUCCGAGUAGCCACUUCUGAUGGCCGACAGGUUAUGUUGACUGUUGAAGGACAAGUAAAUUUUAAAGCUCUCCAGGACAUGAUAUACAAGGCUGUGAAAGUUCCUCCCGAGAGACAAAAAAUAAGGAUCGGAUUUCCUCCCAAGGAAUUAAAAAGACCUUCAGACUCAGAUAUUAAUGAGCCAAUUCCACUCGCUCACGGAGACAAAAUAUCACUGGAAAUCCUUCCAAUGAUUCAUUCUUUGUCUGAUUCAGGAGCCGAGAGUUCACAUCAUGAGCACAAAGCUCUGAAACAUUCCGCCUCUGCUCCUGUCAAACACAAACAAAAGUGGAGCAAUUUUGAAGAGGAUAUCCACCAUACACCAGCAUUUGAGCCACUGCUUCAGAGUUUCCAUGAUCAAGCAGGUAGUAACAGCCUUGAUGCUGCAGUUGCAUCCCUUACCAUCAUGGCUACCCUAAAAGGUCGUGACCUUUGGACCCAUGUACAGACCAUGCCUCAUUUAUUUUCUGUGGGUGGAUUGUUCUACAAACAAGUGGAGCGUGACCUAGGAUUAGUAGAUGGCAAACACUGCACAUUACCCACUUUACCUGGAAAGGUAUUCAGAUUUAACGAGGCAGAGAACAGAUUGGAACUGUGUAUGGAACCAUAUGGACACUUUCAAAUUGAACCUGGGGUGGAGAACAAAGCCCAAGAAUCCAGACCUAUUUUUGGCUCUCAGAGUGAAGGGUCAUUUAGUGCAUUCAGUGGAGCAGUUGGAAACAAGAGCAAGCAGACUGCAUUCACAGGUCAAGGACACUCACUGAAAACAAUGCCUGACAUUGAAAAAAUGCCGGAAGACAUCCCAGAAAAUUUACACCAACAUGUACGCCACUCACACACUCUCUGUAAUCCCAAUGUCCACCAAGAGUCCAUUGCUGAGGAGCCAGAGGAUCAGAUGGGAGUGGAUCCAGAGAAAACCAGGGGUGUAGGGGGGAAUGAAGGGGAGGGGUACCAGAGAAUAGGGCCUGGAUACAGUGUUAUCAGUCAUCCUAACGAGAACCAGACAAACAAGUCUGUCCAACAGUUUAAAGACCUUGCAGAGAGCAUUGAAAGAACAAUGAAUGAGGACAUAUGUAAAAUUGACGAAGAGAUGGAGAAACUUGAUGAAGAAGAGAGAAAAAGCAGAACAUCUAGCAUCAAUUCUCCACAGAACACAGCAAGCCAAGAGGACAACAUGUUCUUUAAUGAAGACAAAACAGAAUCUACAGCAGAAGAAAAGAUGGAGGUCACAGGAAGUGAGGAAGGUAGACAACCCAUGCCAACCUCAGCAGAUGACCAAUCAAUUUCAUGAGUGAUUAAUGAAAGUUGAAUAUAAUUUAACUGGUGGUUAAAACUCAACAAGAUUCCUGUUUACCGGUAUCUAAUUCAAAACUGACUAAUUCAUUUGAAACCGUUUGAUAGUUUCAACAAAAUGUGAGCAAUUACAUGUACAUGUAGGCUCAGUAAUUUAAAUGCUCUAGCUGUUCUAAGCUUUUAAGAUUUAUUGUAUGUAUAUUAAAUUUUACAGCAAUGAGAGAUAAAAAAAAGAAGUGCUAUUUAAUAUAAAGACAUGUAGAUGUUUGAAAUAUUCAUCAUUUGCAAUAUAUAAAUCUUUGAUCUGCUGUUGAUGUAUCUUUUUUUACUUCUGUAUUUCAGAGCUAAGCACUGAAUGUUAAUUUUUAUGUUCAAUUUUAAAAGUAAUAAUUAAUGAUUAGUACUGUGUGCGCAUGGCAUAACGAAUGUUUAUUUGCCAAGUUUAGUCUCUCUUACUAGGAAAAAGAAUUAAAAAAUGUUAAUUCUGUUGUACAAUGAAUGACACGAUUUGUCGGUUGUAUUUCACAUGUGUACAGAAUUACUAUGUCACUUUCCCCAGAAAAUCACUUCUAUAGUAUAUAAUUAGAAUAGAAGAAAAUCAGACCAUUGUAUCUUUGUAGUAUUGUAAUGAUAAUAAUUUUGCAUACAGUAAGUAAUUUGCCAUAAUAAAGUUGUCUUUCAGUUCACACCUUAUAAACUGUAGUGGACAGUGUACACACAAUAACCUACAAACUUAUGUCUGUGAUGUGAAUUUGGAAAGCUAGUUGUAAAUAAAUCAUUUGACAUUGUC
Molecule: messenger RNA, 4504 nt
Organism: Saccostrea cuccullata (small rock oyster)
Lineage: Eukaryota; Metazoa; Mollusca; Bivalvia; Ostreida; Ostreidae
Product: deubiquitinating protein VCPIP1-like
Exons: 17
Coding region: 176-3712 (1178 amino acids)
Biological process (GO): protein K48-linked deubiquitination; Golgi reassembly; protein K11-linked deubiquitination
Molecular function (GO): cysteine-type deubiquitinase activity
Source: RefSeq, a predicted model, not a curated record